AAAAUCACAGUGAAAAUUAAUUUUCACGAUGAAGUACGCAAUCGUUUUUGCCAUUUUAGUGGCCACAACUUAUAUAGCAUGUACAGAUGCAUGUGAAUGUGGAGGUUUAAAUGAAGUUUAUGGGGAAGGUCCAUCUUGUGACCAAACCUGCGCAAAGCUGGAUCAAUCCUGUUACAUCGUAAAUAUUAAAGCCAAUAAGAGAUGUUAUUGUAUUGAUGGUUAUGCUAGAAAUGAGUGGGGUAUUUGCGUUCCAAAAGCUUUUUGUAGACUCAUAGGAUAAUAAUUAUAAAUCAAAAUGAACGAUGAUUUUAUUUGUACAAAAUAAAUGUUUUUAUCGUCAGAA
Molecule: messenger RNA, 343 nt
Organism: Onthophagus taurus
Lineage: Eukaryota; Metazoa; Arthropoda; Insecta; Coleoptera; Scarabaeidae
Source: RefSeq, a predicted model, not a curated record